GUUCAUUUCUACAGUUUAACAUGCAGUAGCUGUAAUGGCUUUGGAAAACAGUGCUUUUGAAGAUCCUUACACACUUACUUUUUAAUAAAAUAAAAAUACCCAACACCCAUCAUCCUAAACACACCCUAAUCAUUUCAACCCCACAACCCCUCCUCCCUUGCCUUUCUUUUUCUUUUCUUUAUAAAUCAGAAAAGAAAAAGCAGAAAAAAAAAAAAAAAAAAAAAGGAUAAAGAGGAACCCAUCUCUCUCUUGGAUUGAAACUCAAUCUUCUUCCCCCUCUUUCUCUCUCACUCUGCUUUUACUCUGCUUUUCAAAGGUAUCCCAAUGUCCUCCCCACCAACCGCCAUUUCUUCAUCUUAAAGCUUCAUAUCCAUCAAUGUCAAUCUGUAAUUACUAGAAAGAGAGAAAAAAAGGGGUUGGGGAAUAAAAGGAAAGAUGGAUUUGGGUAGAAGAAAAGCAGGGGUUAGUAGUAGUACUGUGGUUUCAGGGUCUGUUUGGGAGAGCAGAAUGAAGAUGGAUGAAGUCAAAGGUGGGAUUAAGGUUUUCAAUGGAGAAAAUGGAAGUAAUAAAGAAGGUAGAGCUGUAACAAGAGCAAUGUCCAAGAGAAUUGGUUUGGAGGGAUCUGAAAAAUCCCUAAUUCAGAUUGGAAAAGGGAAGAGCCCAAUUCAGCUCAGGAAGAUGAGAUCUGAAGAAAUUGAGAGAAGCCCAAAUCAGCUAAGGAAGUCAAAAUCUGAAUUGGUUGAGAGAAAUGAAAAAACCCCAAUUCAACUCAGGAAGGUGAAAUCAGAUUCCAUUAAAACGAUCGUCGAUGAAAAUGCUAAAGCUAUUGUUGUUGUCGGUGGAAGAAAUGGGAAAAAUUCAGAGCAUCUUCAAAAUCCAGAAUCAGAAUCAAAUAAGGAUUUGGAUGAAGUCGAGAAGGGAAUCCAUGGAUCUGUUAAGGAAAUUGAGAAACCCCAAGUUGAGAUUGAGACAUCUUGUAAAGAAUUUGGAGUCUGCCAUAUUUCAACCGUUUCGAGUCAAAAAGUUUCGAUCAAUGACAGUGAUGUUCAAGAUGAAAAUGAAGCCAAUGAAGAGGAGGAAACAGAGGAGGAAGAAGAAGAAGAAGAAGAAGAAGAAGACAUUGAAAUUGAGAAGGAAAGCUUCGAUAUCAAGGAGAUCAAUUUACCAGAACCCAAAAAAGCCGUGAAUGAGGUGAAGAAAUUCCACCAAAUCUACGAAAAACCAGUUCCAGUUUCCACUAAAUCCACUUUCACUUCAAACGAAUAUCACAGCUUCCAAGAAAAAAGCAACAAAUUGCAAAACUUAGUGGACUUAGUAAUGUGGAAGGAAGUAUCGAGAUCUGCUUUCGUUUUUGGGAUUGGAUCUUUUAUUAUAAUAUCAUCUUCCUAUACUGAGGACAUCAACAUCAGCUUUAUUUCUGUGGUGUCAUAUGUGGGACUCUUCUAUCUUGCUGCCACGUUCUUGUAUAGAUCCAUUAUUUGCAGGGGAGCCAUUGAUAUGGACAAUGUAAGGCAUGUGAUUGGAGAAGAAGAAGCAAUUUGGGUUCUUAAAUUGGUACUCCCUUAUUUCAAUGAGUUCUUAUUAAAACUCAGAGCUCUGUUUUGUGGAGAUCCUGCAACUACAAUGAAGCUGGCUGUACUGCUAUUUGCCUUGGCUAGAUGUGGCAGCUCCAUAACCGUCUGGAAAGUCGCCAAAUGGGGAUUUUUUGGAGUAUUUACUGUACCUAAAGUCUGCUCUUCGUAUUCCUCGCACCUGGCUGCUUACGCAAAAUUUUGGGUUCGACGGUUUCGUGAUGCAUGGGAGUCAUGUUCUCAUAAGAAGGGAGUAGCUGUGGCAAUCUUCGUACUUGUAUGGAACUUGUCCUCAGUAGUCGCUCGUGUUUGGGCUGUUUUAUUGUUGCAGCAUUUAUGCUAUUUGUGGCGUUUCGAUAUUACCAGCAAUCUUUACAAACAGAGGAGUGGGAAGAGGAUGAGGUUGAAGAAGAUGGAGACACGUGUCAAGCUUCUAUUGGAAAGGAAAAGUAUGGCAGUGGGUCCCUUUUUGGAGGCAUCGGCAGUGCCAAACAAAAGAAGAAAUUUUGAGAAUAAAAUCAAUUUUCUUAGAAAAUAAAUUUUGGGUCUUUAUUAUUAUUAGCUUUCAACUUCAAUCAGCAUAGGCAGAUGUUUGCUGUUUGAUAUUAUAUGGUCAAUUUUUCUCGACCUUUUUUUUUUCUCUAAAAAAGAAAAAAAAAUAUUGAUCGCUCGGGUUUUUUUAGUUUCUAUGUAAAUAUUUGUGGGUUAGUUCAAUAAAAUCAAGCAAUCCAUUAUAGUUU
Molecule: messenger RNA, 2311 nt
Organism: Benincasa hispida (wax gourd)
Lineage: Eukaryota; Viridiplantae; Streptophyta; Magnoliopsida; Cucurbitales; Cucurbitaceae
Product: Reticulon family protein
Source: RefSeq, a predicted model, not a curated record